AUUUAAGAUUUCAUUUGUUGAGAGAGCAUAAUGUUUGUUACCGGCGACUAUGAUCUGAGUUUAUCAUUGAAGUAUAAGGAACCUGUCAAAGCCGUUUUCAAGGAGACAAUAUUCGGGCAUGAUCAUACAUUCAAGACACAGGUUUAUGAACCUCAUCACCUGUGCUACACACAAGAGGAUACGAUGAUGGAUUUGAGCUGGAAAGAGUUGGAUAGAGCUUAUUUUAGCAAAGGAGGCCAACAAGGAAAUCCAGUUGCAUUUGGAAAUUUUACCAGAUCACCUAUGUCUGUUGAUCAGAAGAGAAUUUGCAGCAUCCCCAAGGUGUUCAACUGGUUACAAGAGAAGCAAGUCAUGUUUCCAGGGUUCCAGCAACAACAUUCAAAUCCUCAAAUUUGUCCCACUCAUUAUCUUGAUCAUAUUGAUAGGGGGAACUUGAAUAAGAGACAUGGUUUCUUCAAUAGUUUAGAGAAUUCAAUCACGGAAAAUCAUUAUUACCAUGGUGGUGUAGCACAUCAUUCUGAGGAGGUUAAUCUCUCGUUGAGCAUUGGCAGGAACAAUAUGAAAACAACUGUCAGUACAAAGACCUUUGAUCAUAUCAUUGAUUUAGAAGAAUCAGAUGAUACUAGUGAUUCUAAUGCAGGACUAGAUCUCCAGUCUCCUAUGGAUUCUACUCGUGUUUCUUAUUCUGGAUAUAAGCGUGAUUACCAAUGCACUCAUAGCUUCACAAACAACACUACAGAUAAUUGGUUUGAUGGGACUACAGGAAAUUAUUUUGUUCCAAAUGACAGCACGAGUUGUCUUGAGCAGAACCCUUUAGCUGAAGGAGUUGAACAAUGUGAGAAGACUCUCCUUUCUAGAGAUAUAUCAGGAAAGAGCAAAGUUCUUUUUUCCGAUGAACGAGCUUUUUUGGACCUUAACAAAUCCAUAUUUGAUGAUUCUUUACACUUUGAUGAUCCUAGCUUGGCAUGUUCUUCAAGUAAAUCUUCCUCAAGAGAGUCACACGGACUGUCUGGUGAGCCUCGUGAAAGCACCUUUCCCACUGCUUGUAAAAGGAGAGAGCAAGAUGAUGACAAUCCAAAUGAGACUUCUGCUAUUGUUCCCCAAAGAAUUCUUAGUCCUGUGACUGGCAGCAACUGUUAUAAAAGAACAAAAAUUGUUGGAGUUGAACAGUUGAUAAACCUCAAUCAUCCUCUUUCAGACAGUAGUGAAAAUCCUGGCAGUCUCACUACUGACAACGAUGAUCAAGUUUCUAGUACACCAGAAAACAAAAGCAAGAAAGCCAAGCAUGAUCCAAUGUCUUCUCCUGACUAUAAGACUCAAGAAUUUGUCAAGGAUAGCGGUCCUGAUAGAUCGCUCUCGUCAUGCAAAUCUUCUUGUUUUGAGGACAUCUCAAGUGGCAUAGAGACAUUGCAAGCCGGAACUCAAUUGAAAAAUUCAGGUUCUAAAAAAUCUGAAACACUUCAAACAAAUAUAUCUCCACGUCAGGAGGAUGUCGACUCUUCCAGUAACAGUGAUCACCAGAUGGGAGAAACAUCAGAAGUCAAUGAUCAAAUCAGAAGAGGAGCAGUGUCCCUCAUCUAUCUUGCAUUGGAAUGUUCUGAACCAAGCGUUGUUACUAGCAUGAACAAGAUUGAAGGUGAUCAAAAUACAGAACAACCACAAUGUUCUUCAGACACUUUUGAAGAAAUGGUGCUCAAACAACCCGAAACCUCCAUUGACGACUGUUGUGUGACCUCAAAUGCAUUUGAAUUCAAUGCCACAGAGAGAAAAGACUACGGAAUAACAUUAAAGAGAGGACGAAGAAUGAAAGAUUUCCAAAGGGAUAUUAUGCCAAGCUUGGCAACACUUUCUAGGCAUGAGAUUUGUGAGGAUAUAAAGAUUAUGGAGACAGCACUUAGAUCAAGAGAAUACAAGAGACAUAGGUCCAAAAUGACUGAUGGAAACAAGUGGUUCAAUCCUGUAAGAAAUAGAAGAUCCAGACUCAACUAUGUAGGCCGCAAGUAUUCUUCAUGAAUUGUUGAUUUCAUCAUUGAUAUUGAGGAAAUUGUGACAAAUUUAGCAAAGAAG
Messenger RNA from Solanum verrucosum, 2067 nucleotides. RefSeq lists its product as uncharacterized. The transcript has 4 exons. The record is from RefSeq and is a predicted model, not a curated record. Bases 31 to 2013 code for a protein of 660 amino acids. Lineage: Eukaryota; Viridiplantae; Streptophyta; Magnoliopsida; Solanales; Solanaceae.